AUGGCUUCGAAGUUGGAUGGAUUUAUUCGCCCGUAUCGGGGCAAACAGGACGACUUUGAUGAGUUCUGGGCUAAGUUUCUGGUCUUAGCCAAGGCCAAUAAGUGGGCCGAUGACGCUGCCAAGGCUGAGCAUCUUCCGUUGUUCCUGAGUGGACAAGCCUUUACGGUUGUCACUCAAUUGUCUGACGAGGACAAAAAAUCGCCGGCAAAAAUUAAAUCUGCGCUGGAGCAGGCAUUUUGCCCCACGCCUGGUGCUGCCUACCGUUCAUUUACGUCAAGGGCUUUGCGGAAUGGAGAGCCUGUGGACGCGUACCUGGCAGAUUUGAAGCGCCUACUUACGCUGUCUGGCCAUAAGAUUGCGGAUAAUUCAGAUCCCGUGCUGAUUGAGCAGUUCCUGAGUGGGUUGCCAGCUGAUAUUGGUCACCACGUUCGUAUGGCGUCUGCUACGCAGAAGCUCACUGUCACUGAUAUGGCAAAUCAAAUCAGAGUCAUGCAGGCAUCCAAACUCCCAGAAUCCCAUGGUGCUGUUGCUGCUGCUAGCUCUCAGCCCAAGAAGUCGCUCGUGUGUUACCAGUGUAAGGCCGUGGGCCAUGUGAGAUCACAGUGCCCGAAGCGUAAGCCCAGUGUCACCUGUUAUGCCUGUAAAGCGAAAGGGCAUAUUUCCAAGGACUGUCCGAACAAGAGUCGAGUUGGAAAUGUCGCUGCUGGUCACGCGCCGCCUGAACGUACGGAUAUUUGCCUUGCUCUGGCAAAAUCGGAUGGAGACCUAGUUCGUGUAGCCGUGGACGUACAGGAACCCAGUACUGAGUCUAGUACGUGGACGCGUUUUGCCUCUGUGGUGGAUUCUGGCUGUACUCGCACACUGGUGGAGUCGGCUGUUGUUGACCGAUUGAACCUAUCAGCUGCAGUUUCUCCCUGUCAGGACAAGCUGUUGUCUAUCGACGGAACACCACUUACUAUCCUUGGCAACGUCACGCUACGUGUGCAACGACUUGAUGGAGCCGUCCAUUUGCCUCGGAUCACUAUUGAUUGUCUCGUUGUGCCCAACUUGUCGUCCUUGAACACGGACUUCCUGAUUGGCACAGAUACCAUUGGCAAGGUCGGUGGCCUCACUCUACGUUACGACGGUCUAGGGGGCACGCUGUCCUCAGUUGUGUUUGGUCAGCAGGCAGGUGUCGCUGCCGGUGCAUCUCCCCAACCCGAAUCUGAGAAGCCUAACAAGCUUUCUCGUCACAUCGAUGUUACCGAGUCCGAGUCGACAGUCACCUUGAAGGCGAAUGAUUGCCUAGCUAACUGGUCGAAUGAGCGUGGUCAUUGGAUUGCUCAGUGGUCGUGGAAGGGUGGCGUUGCACCCGAGCAGCACAUUGGUUCCGGCAUUGGAGAGUACUCGCGGAAGUCUCUAAGCGUCAGCGAGGAGGAGCAGUUUGCUUCAGAAAUGAAGUUGUGGGUGGACAAUGGAUGGCUUGUCAAGUACGACUCCGAGGCAUUCGGAGAGCCUGUCGCUGUCUUGCCGAUACUUGCCGUUAGUCAGCAGCACAAGGCAUCCACGCCGGUUCGGCCGUGCUUGGACUACCGUGCCCUGAAUGCCUGUCUUGUGUCCCACCCCGGUGUCACCGCUCCAGCUUGUGACGCGAAACUCCGUAACUGGCGCAGACGUAGUGCCGACAGCGUUCUUCUCGACAUCCGGAAAGCCUACCUGCAAGUUCGGAUCCAUCCCACCCUGUACAAGUACCAAACCGUUGUGUACAAAGGCGAGUUGUAUACCAUGACCCGCAUGGGAUUCGGUCUGAACGUCGCGCCAAAGAUCUUGGACAUGAUUGUCCAAUGGAUUACCCGUGAUCACGCCGACGUUGACAACUAUGUGGACGACCUCUACGUCCCUACUGCCCAGACCGACAUCGUCCGCCAUGAACUCGCCAGCUAUGGGCUUGAGACGAAAGAGCCAGAGCAGUUCGCAACUGCUCGUGUGUUGGGCCUACAGCUGUCCUCUUCUGAUGUCGAAGAUACAGUCACGUGGGAACGUCGUGCUGGUGUUGACCUCAAGUUGCCAGAGUCACCAACUCGUCGUCAAGUGUUCAGUUGGUGUGGCCGUGUGAUUAGUCACUACCCGGUAUGUUCCUGGUUACGCCCGCUGUGCAACUACAUCAAGCGGCUUGUCGGCGAGAACACAUCGAAAUGGGAUGACCUCGUACCGCCUCAUCUCGUGCAACCAUGUCGUGAGGUCGAGUCUCGUGUCCGUCAAGACGAUCCUGUGCAUGGUGUCUGGUCUGUGCCCUGUGAUGACACCACAGUGUGGCACGUUUGGUGCGAUGCUUCUGGCCUGGCCAUGGGUGCGGUUCUGGAAGUCAACGGCGCUAUCGUCGAAGACAAGUCCUGGCUCAGACCUUCCGAUGAUAAGCGUCAUAUCAACAUAGCAGAGUUAGACGCCGUCAUCAAGUCGCUCAACCUCGCUCUGUGUUGGCCAGUGAAGAACGUGGUCUUGCACACUGAUUCGCGUACAGUCCAUGGCUGGUUGACGCAGUUGCUGAACAACAUUCGUCGUGUUAAAGUGAGUGGCCUUCACGCUACGUUGGUUCAGCGUCGUUUGCAGAUCAUCGACGAUUUGAUCACUGUAUCUGGCAUUACAGUUGACGUUGAAUGGGUCCGCUCAGAGGACAAUAUUUCGGAUCAGCUAACCCGUGUCCCUACCUGGUUCCGUGUGCCGGACAGUCCUAAGAAGCCACAGCCUGAUGUUGCAGCAGCCGGUGUUACCGUUCGUGCUCUCCCACCUCUUGCUAUGGGUGACAUCGCCACUGCCCAAGUUGCCGACGAGGCGAUCUCGUCCGUUAAGGCCCAGCUUCUCUCCGGUGAACCGAUUCCCAACUCCAGCUACAGCAGAGUCCGAACCCAGCUGGUGAUUGAGGAUGAUGUGCUGUUUCGCAGCGUGAAAUCGCCUCUCAACGAUGUUGAGCUUGUGCCUGCCCUUCCCCAGAGUCUUACUGCCGAUGCACUUGCAGUCGCCCAUACUGUGAGUGGUCACGCCGGUUGGGAAAGUAUGUGGUGUCUACUCCGUAGCCAAUGCUAUUUCCCUGGUAUGGCACAGCGCUGCCGUGACUACGUGUCAGAGUGCACUACCUGCCGUGCGGCAAAUCCUGCUCAACCUUGUCUACCGCAACCAACGCGACCUGUAACUCCCGAUGGUCCCUGGCGUGUUGUGCAAAUUGACACGCUCGAGCUUGGUACCAACAAGUCUGGCCGAUAUCACUGCGUUCUUGUCUGCAUUGACACCUUCACCAAGUGGGUGGAGGUCGUCCCACUUGUUCGCCAUGAUGCUGAGUCUGUCGCCGAUGCAUUUGUUAGUGUCUGCACUCGGUGGGGUCCUCCCCAUGUUAUCCGCUCCGACAACGGCACCGAGCUUCACAAUGCCCUGAUGUCAUCCCUCUACAAGGUAUUUGGGGUCAACGUGUGUUUUGGCGCAGUUCGCCACCCCCAAUCGCAAGGUGCCGCAGAACGGUUCAACCAAACGCUGUUGACCUUGGUGCGGAAGGUCCUCGACGAGUCCAGUGAUUGGCAGGUUGACCUAGCUAUGCUCCUGUACUUCUACCGCAACAGGCCCCACAGUGUCACCGGUGUCUCACCUAUGCAAGCAAUGGUUGGCUGGCAGCCCCGCAGUCUCGUGGUGGAUGCUACCCCAACAGAUUGGUCGUUUCCCCGCUGGACGGAGGAAAUACAGCGUCGCGCCUCAGCCAUGUACGAUCUCCUGGAAUCAGAGUUGUCGUCCUGCGAUUUUGUCGAGGAGCCAACUCAAGCGUUCUUGGCUGGAGAGUCUGUUCUCUUCCGCCGUCCACACCGGCACCAGAAACGACUCCCCGAAUUCGAAGAAGGUUGGAUCGUCAAGCGAGUCGUUGGUCACUCAACUGUCGUGAUUGGCCGUGGCACAGCAGAAAAACUCGUCAACACAGAGCUGCUGAAGCCUGCUGGAAGUCAUUCCAGUCGUAUCCCUGAGCCACUAGAUGUAGCUAGUAUUAUCGAUGACGAGCCGUUGGACCAUGUGCCUUUGGCUGGUGUACCUGAUGACACCGCUGGUGGUCGUCUUCUCCGCGACAGAGCCCUGCUCCGUGAGCCUAGUAGGUAUGGCUCUUGA
This is a messenger RNA of Sycon ciliatum, 4122 nucleotides long. RefSeq lists its product as uncharacterized. Gene Ontology annotation, molecular function: zinc ion binding; nucleic acid binding. Gene Ontology annotation, biological process: DNA integration. The transcript has a single exon. The record is from RefSeq and is a predicted model, not a curated record. The coding region runs from base 1 to 4122 and encodes 1373 amino acids. Lineage: Eukaryota; Metazoa; Porifera; Calcarea; Leucosolenida; Sycettidae.